Messenger RNA from Eurytemora carolleeae, 377 nucleotides. RefSeq lists its product as uncharacterized. The coding region runs from base 51 to 377 and encodes 108 amino acids. NCBI's taxonomy places the organism in Eukaryota, Metazoa, Arthropoda, Copepoda, Calanoida, Temoridae. The record is from RefSeq and is a predicted model, not a curated record. The transcript is spliced from 6 exons.
CUACGCUUCUGAUGGUAACCUGCACAAGAAAUGCAUAACUGGCCAAGAAAAUGCCGCCAAAUGUACGUGGAGAAGGGGUUCCUGUACGAAGGAAUUUCUAUGCCCGCGAUCAAUAUGUUGUUCCCAAUAUCUUCCACAAGGAACGGAAAAACUUGUCCUUUCUUUACUGGAAUAUGGAAAAUGGAUUCAUGACGAAUAUCCAGGAUGUAAACUCUAUGGUAGAUCAGUACUCCCCCUCUAUCCUGGUGCUUGGGAAUACUGACUUCUCAGACCAACAUAAUGAUGAACUAAGAUCUAUUAAUGGAUAUAUUGGAUAUCAUCUGUUGCAAGAGGAAGAUAGUCUUCAUCAAGGUCAGAUAUAUUUAAAGAUAAUUUAA